AUGUUGUUGUUCUUGUCAGUGCCGCAGCCCCGACCGCCGGGAGCUCGAACCCGAGCGGGGGCCGCCCGGGUGGGGCGGGGGCGGCGGCAGCGGCGGCCGGGGCUGCUCCGAGGGCUGCGGGGGGAACCGGGCCGGCGUCGAGGCCGAAUGGCUCUGUGCGGGCAGGCGGUGGGCGCCGCGUCGCUUCCCAGCGAGCUGAUCGUGCACAUCUUUUCCUUCCUGCCCGCGCCAGACCGGCUGCGGGCCUCGGCCUCCUGCUCGCACUGGCGGGAGUGCCUCUUCUACCCGGCGCUCUGGCCUCAGCUCCGCAUCAGCCUCCGCGUCUCUCCCGCCGAGCAGCCCCGGCUCGAGUUCCUCAUGCGUAAGUGCGGCUGGUUCGUGCGGGAGGUGCGCGUUGAGUUCACCGCCGAGAACUACACGAACGGCGGCGGCGCGGGCGGCGGCGCGAACAGCGGCGGCGCGGACGCCGGCACGGAAACCGGCGGCGACGAAGAAGGGGAGGCCUUGCAGCUCUCAUCCCGUUGGCUGGAAGUGCUGCGCACCUACUUGAAGCUGGUACUGUGCGUGCUGGUCAGCAUCCGGAACAACAGGAAUCUUCAAAAAUUUAGUCUUUUUGGAAACAUAAGCGUUCUUCAACAUCAAGGAACUUUGUCAAAUGCAUACCUCAGCAAGGUGGACCCUGAUGGCAAAAAAAUUAAACAAAUUCAGCAGCUGUUUGAAGAAAUACUGAGUAAUAGUAGGCAACUGAAGUGGCUUUCCUGUAGCUGUAUGCUGGACACAGUAACCCCGGCGUCGCUGUCAUCUCUCGCCACCUCGGUUGCCAGCAGCGUGGAGCACCUGAGUUUACUGGACAACAGCAUUCCUGGUAACAGCACUCUCGUUACUGCAGUUGAACUGGAGCGGUUUGUGAAUCUGCGCUCACUCGCCCUGGAUUUCUGUGACUUUACAGCUGAGAUGGCAAGAGUCUUAACCGAUAGCAACCACGUGCCUCUGCAGCGACUCUCUCUCCUGGUCCACAAUGUUUCCGUGAUGCAUAAGACUCUAGAGCACAUGCCAAAUGAUGAGCACUGGAAAGCCCUGUCACGAAAGAGCACCAGCUUUCGGGUCUACAUUAUGGCUUUUGAUAUCAGGAGUGAAGAUAUGUUAAAGAUUCUGAAACCCAGUAUACCACUAGAGAGGAUUCAUUUUGACAGCUAUAUCACAUGUGUUUCAGGGGCUAUUGUUGAUCUUAUAUCCAGGCAGUAUGACAAGUUCCUCACUCAUUUUACAUUAAUGAAUGAUGUGAUUGACACGUCUAAUUUUCCAGAUCUUAGUGACAACAGAAAUGAAGAUCCAUUAGUUUUAUUAGCAUGGAGGUGUACAAAACUUUCUCUUCUGGCAGUUCAUGGUUACACAGUGUGGGCACACAACCUCAUUGCCAUUGCUCGCCUUCGUGGCCCUGAUCUAAAAGUGCUUGAAGUCACUGAAGAAAGCAUUGAUUUUGACCAAGGCGAACUGGCCGACCAGGAUGUGGAUCCCGUGCAUAACCUUAUUGAGCAAGUAUCCCUGGGCUUGAAUCAACCCUGGCAUGCGGUGAUGGACAUUGAAUCACUCAGUGUCUUCACUGAACCGAAUCGUCAUUUUUACAGAGAGAUGCAAAGCUUUAGCAAAGACAUUUAGCGGUUGUUGUUUUUUAAUGUACAAUUCCUGUGAUUACAUAUGCAAGUAGGGUCCUAUUUUGUUUUUUCCAGUAGUGAAUUUACCCCUUUGUGCUGUGUUUAAUCAGUAUUAGCUUUAUAGAAUUAUAUAUGUAUAUUCUACUUCUUGAUCAAAGAAUUUAGUCGGGUAUUGGUUUAGAAGUUCAAAGUGACAACAUACAGGGUUUUCACGGUUAAUGGACUUGUUACCAAACCUUAAGGAUAUACAACCGAAGGUUGUCUGAGGUUGCUGGCUAACUUUAUUUUGCACUGAGUUUCUCUGCCUUGUUGAUGUUUUUACUAUUGGUGUGUCAGCGUUCAUAGCACACGAGCCAAAUUAUUUUUAUACAUAUAUAGAUAUUUACCCAUAGGCUGAUGGAUUUGUAUGCAGUGCAUUACAUUUAUGCAUUCUGAUAGCAUUUCAUUAAUUUUGAUUUGAAAUGUAUGAAGGGAAGAUACUUUGAUCCCAAAUAAGUUACCUUUAACAGAAAAUCCAAAUUUUUAACUUUCAUUACUCAUAUAAUAGUUAUAUCACCAAGUACCAUUCUCAAUUUUGUAUAGUACUAGGUUAGAAUAUUGCUUAAUUCUUUUUUUAAUGCAUUUACAUAAACACGAAAACCCAAACUGUUGGAUUUUUUAAAAAGCUAUAUCCAAAUUAAUUUUAUUCAUCAAGUAUAUUAUAUAUUCAAGUUAGUUAGCUUUUUAGUCCAGAUUUUAAAUAGGGAGGAAGAAAGAAACUGUAUUCCAGGGUAAAACCUCCAAAAAGGAAGUCAAACAGAAUCAUAAACACAUAACUUUCAGACAAACAUUAGUCGUGAAAUCCCUAGCAACAAGUCACUGGAUUUUCUCUGUCAGCGCGCGUGUCAGCUGCCAAAGAAUAGACUUAAAUGAAGAAGUGCCCACAUGCUGGCAGGGGCCGGCCCACUCUGGCCAGCUAGAUACUGCUAGAUUGUGAUAUUUAAGGUCGAUUUUCGACCUGUGGUACACAGCUGUGCUGUGGCUCAGUCAGCAACCUCAGAACUCUGAAAAAAUAAAAAAAUAAAAAAAUACCAUGCACCUGUUUCACUGUGAAUAGUGAAUGUAAAGGAAAGAAAGGAAGAACUGAAACUUGUUCUAUCACAGGUAUGAGCUGCUAUGACACAUGAAGAACAUUCCAUGAAGUAUGUUUUAAAACCUUGUUAUAUCUGAGAGGCUUUAAAAGCCGAUUUAACUGUUUCAGGGCAACCGCGGUACAGACGUGGUCUCUGUGAGACUUCCACCUGACCCCAGUUUUAAAUGGUACGAAUGUUGUGCAUUUAAUGUUAAAGGACAGUCUGCAAUAAUAAAGUAAGUAGCCAACGUGGGUGCCCAGCAGUGCUGAGACCUGGCUGCUCUAUUGUAAGCUUUGGAAACACAAUUUAUGCAACAGAUGUCCAGAUAUGAUUCUAUUUAUGGAAAAAGUUUAUAUGUUUUACAAAUGGUUUUACCAUCUUAUAUAAAAAUGACCUUUUGACAGGUGUGCACUGUUUUGUCUCCAGUGAGCACAUACCAUGCGGAUUUUAUAUGUACAUCAGUAGUGUGAAUCCACUGGCACAGUGUGUGUAAAUGCCAGAUGUGGUGAGAUUUUACCAUAAUGUGAGCAGAUAACUAACUCCUGACAGAAACUGUAAGGAAUCCAGCUGAAUGUUUGACCUGAUGACUGAUGUUGAAUGGUUUAUGUUAAAUGUAUAUUCUUUUAAUCAAUGAAUAAAGCAUUAAAAAGUGA
This is a messenger RNA of Echinops telfairi (small Madagascar hedgehog), 3420 nucleotides long. RefSeq names its product F-box protein 33 (gene FBXO33). The record is from RefSeq and is a predicted model, not a curated record. Gene Ontology annotation, molecular function: protein binding. Lineage: Eukaryota; Metazoa; Chordata; Mammalia; Afrosoricida; Tenrecidae. Gene Ontology annotation, cellular component: SCF ubiquitin ligase complex. Gene Ontology annotation, biological process: positive regulation of protein ubiquitination; SCF-dependent proteasomal ubiquitin-dependent protein catabolic process.